Molecule: messenger RNA, 5488 nt
Organism: Oryctolagus cuniculus (rabbit)
Lineage: Eukaryota; Metazoa; Chordata; Mammalia; Lagomorpha; Leporidae
Source: RefSeq, a predicted model, not a curated record
GGCGGGGCGGGCGCGCGCGGGGCCGGGGGCGCGCGGGGCCGGAGCGGGCGCGCGCGGGGCGGGGCGUAACGGGGCCGCCGCCCGCCCGGCAGGUGCCGACUCGCCGGUUUCGCUGGGGCUGAGUAACUGUCCCGCCGCGCGGGGCCCCCUGCCCCGAAACCGCCGCGGGCCGGGGCCGGGCCGGCGCCCAGGCGCCCCGCACCGCGAGCCGCGCGGGGGUGCAGGUCCGCGGGCGAGGGCGGGGGGCGUGCGAGGUGCGGCUCCGGGGCCCGAGCGGGACCGGUCGGACGGGCGCCGCGGGGCUUGGCGUGGCUUCCCUGACGCCAGCCGGGCCCCCACCCGCUCGGCUCGGGGGCGAGCAGCCGGCGCCGGGGUCGCGGGAGGGCGGAAGCCGCUGACCUUUGCCCUCGGCCGCGUCCACGGCCGGCAGGAGCCCUGGGGUGGGGUGGGGGCCCGGGAGACAGCGGGAUGCAGCUCCGAGACGCGCGGGGUGGCGGGGCCCGGCGCGUCCCGCACGGCCCGGGAGGCAGAACCUGGCCACCCGAGACCCGGGGCCACGCGCGGCCGGAGCGCAGCGCUCGUGCCUCCCGGGGGCGCCGGGCCCGGGGCUCCCGGGCCGCCCCGCCUGCACCGCCCCACUGACCGCCGGUUUCCAGGGCGCAGAACCGUGGGCGUGCGGGCCCCGCCGCCCGCAGCCCCUAACGCCUCUGGCUCCAAUUAGCCGCUUUGAAGAUGAAACAGGCCUGAGCCGCCGCCGCGCCGGGCACAGCCGAACGGGCGCGCGGCUCCCCUUCCUCCAAGGCUGGCAAGCCCCUCCCUGCCCCGCCCCUCCGCCGCCCCCACUGGGAGGGCGCUGGGUAGGGAGCGCUAGAAAGGAGGUGCCCAGGGUGCUGGUGGGGGGUGGACGCCGCCACCCGGAGCGACAGGUCCAGCCGGAAGGCCCGGGCGCAGCUCCUCGGGGUCCUGGCUCCGCGGCUGAGUCACAGGCGGCAGCCCCAAGCCACUUCCCUCUGGGUGCCUCAAUUUGCCCAUCUAUAAAAUGGGACUGAUGACUCCUGCCCAGGAGGCUGUGGGGUGGGGUGGCCCGGCUAAUUAAACCCGAGAUGAAAGGGGCCAGGGUGAGACCAGCGCUGGGGAGGGCCGGAGCCUGUCUGGUGUCCCGUCUGAGGCCACCGAGGCUGAUAGCUGCCUAUCUGUGGCCGCGGCCACGCACACAACCAGGAACGACACACACACACAGCCAGCCCGCUCGGCUUGUCUGACCCCUGGCUCCCUGGAACCCAGGGUCUUGGGGGAGAGGACAGACCCGUGGGGUGGCUAGGGUGAGCCCUGCUUACGCAGGAGCGAGGCGGUCAUUUCCAGGGGCACAGAGCUCCCUGGAGUGGAACGUGGACUUUGGCAAACAGCUGUGGGCUGCACCUGCCUGCUCCCCCACCCCCCCGCCGCCCGCUGGCCUCUCAGGUGUCCGGGCCCCCGGAUGGGCCCUGCCCUCCUGUGGGAGGGUAGUGCUGCCUCGGUCCCUGGCCCAGGCCACGCUGGGCCCGGCAGGCCCGGCUCCGUGCCCUGCCUCAUUCCUUCCCCAUGUCGUCCCCCUUGCAGCCUGGGCCUGGGCUCAAGCCUGCACUCAGGCCCGGAUAAAGGCAGGUCAGCUUCGCGGGGAGCUGCGAGCCGUGUCCUCAGGGCGGGCGCGGGGACACCCAGAGCAGCCUGGGCCUGGGCUCAAGCCUGCACUCAGGCCCGGAUAAAGGCAGGUCAACUUCGGGGGGAGCUGCGAGCCGUGUCCUCAGGGCGGGCGCGGGGACACCCAGGGCAGCCUGGGCCUGGGGGAGGGGGCGGCAGAGUGACAGCUGAUGGAUGGACCUGCUCUGUCAGCGGCCAGGUGUGUGUGACUGUGAGGAGACCCCCCCAACACACCUCACCUAAGGGGGAAUUUUAAACUUUUUGAAUUACAUUUUUUAAUUAAUUUAUUUGAAAGGUGAAGUUACAGAGGCAAAGAGAGCAUUUUCCUUCCACUGGUUCACUCCCCAAAUGGCCACAACGGCAGGAGCUGGGCUGAUCAGGAGCCGGGAGCGUCUUCCAGGUCUCCCACAUGGGUGCAGGGGCCCAAGGACUUGGGCCAGCUUCUACUGCUUUCCCAGGCCACAGCAGAGAGCUGGAUUGGAAGUGGAGCAGCCAGGACUCAAACCAGCACCCAUAGGGGAUGCUGGCACUGCAGGUGGCGGCUUUACCCGAUACACCACAGCGCUAGCCCCUGAAUUAGAUCUUUUUUAAAAAUCUAUUUAAAAUGAGGGGAGGGGGUGGCACUGUGGCGCAGCGGGUUAAAGCCCUGGCCUGAAGCACUGGCAUCCCAUAUGGGCACUGGUUCUAGUCCCGGCUGCUCCUCUUCCGAUCCGGCUCUGCUAUGGCCUGGGAAAGCAGUAGAAGAUGGCCCAUGUCCUUGGGCCCCUGCACCCACAUGAGAGACCCGUAAGAAGCUCUUGGCUCCUGGCUUCAGAUCGGUGCAGCUCUGGCCGUAGCGGCCAUCUGGGGAGUGAACCCGUGGAUGGAAGACCUCUCUGUCUCUAUCUCUCUCUGUAAUUCUGUCUUGCAAAUAAAUAAAAAUAAAUCUCAAAAAAAAAAAAAAAUGGGCAGCAGGAGCCUCAGAAGAGGUUCGGCCUGGUCCAGGCCUGGCCUGCUGGGGGCCAGGGGAGCAGGCGGUGCGGCUGGCACGUGGGGAGCCAGUGGGGAAGGGGCUGGCUGUGCCGUCAGCGGGGGGCAGGUCGCGUACGGUGUUGUAGUUGCCAUUAAGCGACCUGAGGUUUGAGCAGAGGGGAGCCGUGGUCGCACCUGGAUUCUGGUUUUUUUUUUUUUUUUUAAGUUUUACUCAUUGGGGAGCUCCCACCCACUGGUUCAGUCCGCAGAGGCCUGCAAUGGCUGAGCUGGGCCAGGCCGAACCUGGGAGCAAGGACUUCACUUUGGGUCUCCCACGUGGGUGGCAGGGACCCCCGUACCUGACCCUCAUCACCUGCCGCCCCCAGGAAGCUGGACUCAGACCCGGCAGCUCCCACCUGCAAUGCAGGUGCCUUACCUGCCCGCGCCCAGCACCUGCCCCGCACUGGGGCUGGAACCAAGGACAGCUGCCGUGGGGGGCUGCUCGUGGUGCGGGGGCUAUGUGGAGAUGGCACAGCCCUGGCCAGUAGGCGGAUGUGUGGCGUCGGGAGAGAGCGAGGUGGGGGACUGGGGCCUUGAGCACCUAGACGCUGAGGGUUCCAGCAUCCAAGACCGGAAGGGAUGUGGGAACUGUGCACUUGGGAUAAACCAGCAGGGAGACCGGUGGCUGCCGUGGGGCAGAGCCCCUGGCUGCAGCUGCCCCCUAGCACCUCGGCCGCCUCCCCCAGCAGCCCCAGCGGCCCUGGCCCGGGUCGGGAGGCCAGAGGCGGGAUCUCAGCAUGUCACUCAAGGCCCUUCAGUUUGUCCUGCUGUGCCUAUCAGAGGGGCAGUGGGCGGCAGGCAAGGAGCUGCUUGGCGAGUAGUCGGGGGGCUGCUGGCCGUCGGGGCACAAGCAAGCGAGGCCUCUGCCGGCUGCCAGCCCCCUCCCCACGCCCACCACCUCCCAGAGGCCUUGCUGGGGGACAGACUUGGGGGUUUCAAACCUUCUGCCCCCACCAGCUCCCGCUCGCUCUGCCUCAGGAUGGGGGGGCUGACACCACUCCCGGGAGCCAAGUCCUCACCCAGCCUGUGGUUCCCCAUCCUGCCCUCCCCGCCCCGUGACGCCAUGGUGCCAACAGAGACGCCUUGGCAGAACUGCCUGGGAGUGGCCCGCUUGGCUCGGUCUGCAGUGUGGCCCGGGCCACCGCUGUGCCCUGUGUGGUGGGCUCCUCGCUGGUCCCGCCACCCACACCCAUUGUGCAGCCCCUGGCUCCCCACCACCCUGAACCCCGUGUGCUGUGGCCGGCCGGCCUCCGCCCCUCCCCAGCCAGCCACGGAGUCUCGGGGUCCUUGUGGCUGCUCUGAGGCCAUCCACGCUCAGCACCCCUGCCUGCCACCACCUCUGGCUAAAUGUCCUCCCCAGCGUUCCUGUCUUCUGUCCGCUCGCAUCACAGGAUGGCCAGUCCCCGGCACAGAGGAGGCGCCCACUCUCUGCUAUGGCCUGGGAAAGCAGUAGAAGAUUGCCCAGGUCCUUGGGCCCCUGCACCCACGUGGGAGACCUGGAAGAAGCUCUUGGCUCCUGGCUUCAGAUGAACCCAGCUCUGGCCAUUGUGGACAUCUGGGGAGUGAGCCUGUGGAUGGAAGACCUCUCUCUGUGCCUCUGCCUCUCUCUCUGUAACUCUGCCUUUCAAAUAAAAUAAGUAAAGUUGAAUAAGCGCUGCCUGCCCUCACAGAGCGGUUUGACUCCACACUCGCCCAUGUUCACGCUCAGCGUCUGGUUCUGGCUCUGCCGGGAGCUGCAGCCCACACGCGGGUGGCCGGUGGGUGCAAUCUAACCCACAGAGGGGCUCUGUUUGGCCCACCCUAUGUUUUCAAAGGGCCAGAGCUAACAUUCAACAGUCAGUGGGUUUCACAAAUUAGGUUUUCCAUCUUGGAAAAUGGGAAGAUGUGGCCACGCUGGGUUUCUGUGUUCACACAACACGACUGUGACUGCCUUUUUAUUUUUAUUUUUAUUAUUUGAGAGACAGGAAGACAGGGCUGCCGUUCACCCGCUCACUCCUCCAGUGCCCCAGUUAGAGGGCCGGGCCAGGCCAGGCCCCGCACGUGGGUGGUAGAAGCCCAGUUACUUGAACCAUCCUCUGCUGCCUCCCAGGGUCUGCGUGAGCAGCAAGCUGGAGCCAGGAACAGAACCAGAACUCAAAGCGUGCAUUCCCACGCGGGAGGUGGGUCACAAGCCAGACGUGCCCCGCAGGACUGCGCCUGAGACGGGCACAGUCUCCUCCCCCUCGCCACUCCCCGCACACACACUCAGCUGGCAUCACCCACUCACCGGUCAGCACAGAAUCUGCAGUACUAUUUUCCUUACCUUCAACUUGCUCUGUGCCUAUGUCUACCACAAGCAGGAACGUGAAUGGCAAAUGGGACCCAGGAGCCAAGAAAACGGGGCAUUCAUUCAUUCAGCAAAUAUUUACUAACGACCCACCUGGUGCCAGGCACAGCUGCGGAGGCCGCGAACGGGGCCGUGAGCAGCAUGGACCAGCACCGCCCACUCCUCAGGCCAGGGGCCUCCGUCCAGACGCGCUGGCCAACUGGAGGCACUACACUGGCUGCUUCACCCUGGACGCCCCCACGAGAAAAGUCUGUCCACGCGGACUCCACAGUACCCGCUGAGCACCCGCUGCCCACCAGCCGGGCAGGUGCGUGCCCAGGGCGCGUUUGCCAGGUGAAUGGACCAAAGUCACGGCUCUCCCAGACAGGCUGGGUGUCCGUGUUGUUGGAACGGCCUCCCGGGAGAAGUGCCCAGCAGGUGCCCGAUUUAAUGUCAGGGGAAAGAAAGCAUCAGGCCGGGGCGGAGGCCCCA